GUUGGGCGCUCUUUAAGUUUAAUCUACUUCUUUCUUCCACUCUCCAUUAACCCUAGCUACCUAGGCAGCUCUCUCCGGUUACCCUCUCUACUCUUCCCACAGUUUCAAUUAAUAACGUCCCGUCGGCGUAGACAAGCAGCAGAAUCAUGGGAUCGGAUUCUUCUGCAAAGUACAUCCACAUGGUUCAACACCUGAUCGAAGAGUGCAUAGUAUUCAACAUGAGCAAAGAGGAAUGCAUGGAAGCUCUCUCGAAACAUGCAAAUAUUCAGCCUGUUAUUACUUCCACAGUGUGGAAGGAAUUGGAGAAAGAGAACAAGGAGUUCUUUGAGGCGUACAGGAAGAGAAGAGAGGAAAGAUCAGCAUCAUCAACAUCUGGAUCAACGUCGGCGACGACCCAAAGACAAGGGAUCGACGAAAUAUUAGUGUUGGCUGCAGCAGCGUCUAGUAGUUCUAGGACGAAUGAUGAUGAUGAUGAUGAAUGAGAAUGAUAUAGGAAGGGAGGGGAGGGUGGGUAGGCAGGGGUUAUUUGUUUUGGUUUUUGCAUGUUCGAUUGAUUGGGACAAUUAGGAGUAGGAUGUAAUAGGUAGCUAGCUAGGUACAAGGGGUUUUGUUUUGGACACUACUUUUUUAAUUAAUCGAUGCGGCUUCUCUUCCCCUUCCCUUCA
Sesamum indicum (sesame) is the source of this 665-nucleotide messenger RNA. RefSeq lists its product as uncharacterized. The record is from RefSeq and is a predicted model, not a curated record. Lineage: Eukaryota; Viridiplantae; Streptophyta; Magnoliopsida; Lamiales; Pedaliaceae.